AGCUGCAGGUGGUUGAUGGGGUUUUGGUGUUUGUGGUGUCUGCCGAAGGAGCUGGAGCAGAUGGCGAAGGAGCAGGACAAGGAGUCGGAGAAACAGGCCUUGCUGCGGGAGGUGGAGAACCACAAGAAACAAAUGCUCAGCAACCAGGCAGCUUGGAGGAAGGCAAAUCUGGCCUGCAAAAUUGCUAUUGACAACUCUGAGAAAGAUCAGCUGCUACAGGGAAGAGACUCCUUAAGACAAAGGAAGACUACGAAGGAAAGCCUGGCAGAGAGUGCAAGUAACAUCACAGAGAGUCUGAUGAGCAUCAGUAGGAUGAUGUCUCAGCAAGUGCAGCAGAGCGAGGAGACCGUGCAGACCUUAGCCAAUUCUUCAAGAACCAUCCUGGAGGCAAAUGAGGAGUUCAAGUCCAUGUCUGGGACGAUCCAGCUGGGGCGGAAGCUCAUCACCAAGUACAACCGCAGGGAGCUGACGGACAAGCUGCUCAUCUUCCUGGCCCUCGCCCUCUUCCUGGCCACAGUGCUCUAUAUCUUGAAGAAAAGACUCUUUCCGUUUUUGUAAAACAACACUAAGCUGAACUAUUAAAAAAAAAAAAAAGAGAAUC
This is a messenger RNA of Manacus vitellinus (golden-collared manakin), 601 nucleotides long. It is a transcript of the gene BNIP1, whose product is annotated as BCL2 interacting protein 1. Gene Ontology annotation, cellular component: endoplasmic reticulum; SNARE complex. The record is from RefSeq and is a predicted model, not a curated record. The coding region runs from base 16 to 558 and encodes 180 amino acids. Gene Ontology annotation, molecular function: SNAP receptor activity. Gene Ontology annotation, biological process: retrograde vesicle-mediated transport, Golgi to endoplasmic reticulum. NCBI's taxonomy places the organism in Eukaryota, Metazoa, Chordata, Aves, Passeriformes, Pipridae. The transcript has 4 exons.